AUGUCUUACCAAGGGAAGAAAAACAUUCCACGCAUCACGAAUCCCGAGACCUUAAACCUUGACAGUGCGUUAACCAUUAGGACACCUGUCACUUUUCUUUCUUUAGUUGAUCACGUCGUUCCGGAACCCGGCACCAGUUUGAUUUCUGCAUUUGAUCAGUGGCGAGAAUGGGCCGACAGCAAGUCUUGCUGUGAUUAUUCUUUGCACGUGGACAUCACUGAGUGGCACAAAGGAGUUCAAGAGGAGAUGGAAGCCCUGAUUAAAGAUCAUGGAGUCAAUUCCUUCUUGGUGUACAUGGCUUUCAAGGACCAUUUUCAGCUAACAGAUUCUCAGAUUUAUGAGGUCCUGAGCGUAAUCCGAGACAUUGGUGCAAUAGCUCAAGUCCAUGCUGAGAAUGGAGAUAUCAUAGCAGAGGAGCAGCAAAGGAUCUUGGAACUGGGGAUCACUGGCCCUGAAGGGCAUGUUCUGAGCAGGCCUGAAGAAGUGGAGGCCGAAGCUGUGAACCGGGCUAUAACCAUUGCCAACCAAACCAACUGCCCCUUGUACAUCACCAAAGUGAUGAGCAAAAGUGCCGCGGAAGUGAUUGCUUUGGCCAGGAAGAAGGGCACUGUGGUGUACGGUGAGCCCAUUGCAGCAAGCUUGGGUACCGACGGAUCUCAUUACUGGAGUAAAAACUGGGCCAAAGCAGCUGCUUUUGUCACUGCUCCACCACUGAGUCCUGACCCGACUACUCCGGACUUCCUCAAUUCUCUGCUGUCCUGUGGAGAUCUCCAGGUUACUGGCAGUGGCCAUUGUACUUUCAAUACUGCCCAGAAAGCUGUUGGGAAGGACAAUUUCACUUUGAUCCCGCAAGGAACCAAUGGAACGGAGGAACGGAUGUCCAUCAUCUGGGAUAAAGCCGUGGUUACUGGCAAAAUGGACGAGAACCAGUUUGUUGCUGUCACUAGCACCACAGCAGCCAAGAUCUUCAACCUGUAUCCACGGAAGGGGCGCAUUGCAGUGGGAUCUGAUGCUGACCUGGUGAUCUGGGAUCCUGACAGCGUCAAGACGAUCUCAGCCAAGACGCAUAACAUUAAUGUGGAGUAUAAUAUCUUUGAAGGCAUGGAGUGUCGUGGGUCUCCUUUAGUGGUCAUCAGCCAAGGAAAAAUUGUAUUGGAGGAUGGUAAUCUCCACGUAACCGAAGGGUCUGGCCGAUACAUUCCUAGGAAACCUUUCCCUGACUUCGUUUACAAACGCAUCAAAGCAAGAAGCAGGCUGGCUGAAUUGAGGGGUGUCCCACGCGGUUUGUACGACGGCCCUGUUUGCGAAGUAUCGGUGACACCGAAAACGGUUACGCCAGCUUCCUCGGCCAAGACUUCCCCAGCGAAACAGCAGGCUCCACCCGUGAGGAAUUUGCACCAGUCUGGAUUUAGCUUGUCGGGUGCGCAAAUCGACGAUAAUAUCCCACGGCGUACUACGCAGCGCAUAGUUGCACCCCCUGGUGGCCGCGCCAACAUCACCAGCUUGGGUUAAAAAUGACACCGCAGGGGAAGCAAAAUGUCCACUUAGAGAUGGUGGGAGAGGGUGGGGGCACUUGGAAAGAUCCUUUUUAAAAAUUCUUUUAGAGCCUGUGAUGGUUACUGCGGAUAGCAGUGGAUGAGGCCAUAGUCUCUCUCUCUCUCUCUCUCUCUCUCUCUCCUCCCUCCUUUUCCUUUUAUUGUUAACCAUUUCCCACCCUCGUCUCUUCACAAAACCUGCUCACUUCUCCCUUCCUCCACAUUUGGGAACAGACACUCUCCUCUCCCACCACCUCCUUUUCUGCUAUUAAAAGAGAUAAAAACAUUGAUGUGUAGAACUUGUAGUUGACGUGACCAUGAACAUCCUUUCUUUGCUUUGCCUCUUUUAUUUUUUUUUUAAAUUUUCUUUUAAAGGAAGGAUAAAGUGAAUUUCCCGUGAGCUGCCUCUUCCCCCCCACCCCAUCCAUUAAGGUUGGGUUUUCACUUCUGCGAAAGAGAAAUAAAGGGUUUAAACUGGACAUUUCCAAAACUGGACUUGCCAAUCAUGUGACUUAGAACAGGGGUCUCCAACCUUGGUCCCUUUAAGACUUGUGGACCAACUCCCAACUCUGGGAGUUGAAGUCCACAAGUCUUAAAGGGACCAAGGUUGGAGACCCCUGACUCAGAACAUGGGGGUUAACCAUCCGAAAUCCAAACCCAUGAAUGGCCUUUUUUUUUUUUUUUCAUUUACAGAGGGAGGAAGAUUCUGUGCUGCUAAGUCAAGGUGUAAUUGUGAAGUGUAUCCCAUCUUAUUUUGAUAUUUAAUAUCUUUAUCCCACUCUUGAAGCAAUUGAAGGAUUCUUUGUUUUGUUCUAUGUAUGUGUGUGUGUGUGUGUAUGUAUACGCAUAUGAUUAUGGACUUGUUCCUGCCUGUUGCAUUGUUUGAGAUGCCUUAUUUUAGGAUGGAGAGAAUCUUUCCAUUUUCCUAUAUUCUUUGAGUUUUAGGGUCCCCCAUAGCUCCACCUUAUUCUGGUCAUUUCUUGCAUCAACCCAACUUUGAUUUUUGCCCAUCCAAAGGAUAGUUUUUCAGGGGUUCUCCAAAGGGGUUCUUUUGAAUUUUGGAAUCUAAUGUAUACCUGAGAACUAAAGACAUCUUCUACUGUACUUUCCCUAAAGUUACCUGAUUAUCUAUGGAGUGGACCCUCCCUUGUUUAAACUCUUCCAUCUCUAUUGGAAAUAGGUUCUUAGAAAAUCCAAGCCAUAGACUCUUUGAGGGAUUGAGAGCUCAAGAGAAGGGAACUGGCCAGGGAGCGUCUUCUAAAUUACUUCCUGCACUUAAAAAAGUGUAUAGUAUUGAAAAAAAUAAGGCAUCAACCCGUUCUUGCCACUAUCCCAAAAUAAGAGGGCCAGCAGUGGAACUUAAUUGUCUGCAUGGGUUAUUUCUUAUAUUCUAACAACACACGAGUUGUUUCAUAGCUGGGAGUCUACUACAGGAUUGCCCUUCUUGAGAUUAAUCUUCAUCCUUCUACUAAUAGUAAUAUUACUAUUGCUUAACCGCCCACAGAGUGCUGUAAAGUGCUUAUGGGGCAGGAUAUAAGCCUAGAUGCUAUUGCUCGUGUAGUCUUAGAGCAGUGGUUCUCAACCUUUAUAGUGCUGCGACCCCUUUAAUACAAUUCCCCACGAUGUGGUGACCCCUUUAAUACAAUUCCCCAAGAUGUGGCGACCCCGACCGUAAAAUUAUUUUCGUUUUGACUUUAUCGCGCCUGAAGCCGUAUUGGCUAGCGAUCUGAACUGCUUGCGAUUGCCUUGAGGACGGAGGCAUUAAAGCGGAGACUCCUCCCCUAUUAAGUUUAUCGUGCCUGAAGUCAGAUUAGGCUAGCGAUUGGGAGUGAUUGCAGCUGGCUUGAGAGGGAGACAUCAGAGCAAAGAUUUUUCUCUUUUUUAAUUCAUCGCGCCUGAAGCCGAAUUCGGCUAGUGAUUUGAAGAGCCUGCAGCUGGCUUGUGGAGUCAACCAUUGGAGCGCGAUUCUUCGACUCGCAAGUAUACUUCCCAUAUUUCCGAUGGUCUUAGGCGACCCCUGGCAAAUCGUUAUUCGACCCCCAGCGGGGUCCCGACCUACAGGUUGAGAACCGCUGUCUUAGAGAGUUGGGUCUUGAUUGAGUGACAACUGAGAUAUGGGAGAGACAUGUAGGACUGAUUCCCAGAAUGCCUUGGUGCAAGAAAAAGAAAAUGGAUGGAAGUUGGUAUGGCAAUUAGAAAUCCUUGCCGUUCUUUGAUCACGAUAUAUCUGGAUUAGCUUCGGAGUUAGGGUUGGUGUGGAACAGGGGUUCUGUACUUGAAUGGAAGGUUUGAGGGAGCUGGUGCCUGAAUCAAACCAUGCACCUGUUGGAAUGUUUUGGUCCACAUGUGGAAUGAAAUAGGGCCCUUCUGAUCUGCGUACAGAACAAAUGGUAGUUUCUUUGGUCAGGACACAAGCGGUGUGGGUGGCCUGCAGAAAAAGCCAAGGACUUUGCCAGCUCAGGGUAGUAAAGGAAAGAUGGCAUCAUGUAGUGGACAUCAUGAGGAAGCUGAUGUGAUGCUCCUUACUAGACAGUUGAGGUCAGAGACAGAAGUCUCUGGGAAGGUUUUCGGUUGAACCAGUGGAAUAUACUACUUGGAACUGCUGAAGGGAGAGAAUAGAUGCCAUUCAUCAGCUACAAUCUGCUUGCCCAUCCAGUUUUUGCUUGGCCCAAUACCCAGAAUCACUAAAGCAUGGAGCCCUUGGGUUUUCCUGACCUGGAGUGGUUCUGCAGAAGUUCUAAAACUCUGCCUUAUUUGGGAUUGAAACUAAAAGGCUUCUACUUUGUGCACGCAUGAACUUGGCACCGACUCCAAACUGCAGGGUCCAGUCACGGCUCUUUAAAUCCCUUGUGCUAACCGAAGGCAGUGUAUUCCUCACAAGCUAAUAACACUGCCAACUUCUCCUGAAUCAUCCUUCUUUUAAAUAUAUGUGCAAAGGUCUGAAUGUGGGUGGAUUAGAAGUGCUCGUCUAGGUGCACAGAGGCCUCUUAAUAUUUAUUAUUGGUCCAGUGAAAUGGAUGUUCCUUUUGCUUUGUUCUGAUCCCAUGAUAGAAUCCAAAUAUGCAUAUUGCAUAACUUGUGAGUUUCAGCUGUAUGUAGCUUAUACAGGAACUGGCACAGUUUUUGCCUGAUCCGAAUAUAUAGAAAUAUGACUGCUUCCAUUAAACGUUCUAGAAGGACUUUAGGAUCUCCCUUUUGUUUCUCACUCUUGUUGGGCUGGUUGAGUCAUUAUUUGGUGUCAUCCUUCCUUUAUUGUUUACUUCUUCCUUUUUUAAAUAGCAGACUCGGUGUACACAUAUGGGAUUAAUUUGUGCCUUUACUUAAUCUUGGAUGCAGGUCUUGGAAAGGUUUUAUAGUCCCAUUCUUAAAUCCGGUCGACUGUGCUAAAAGUUUCUACUUUCCCUAAGCUAGACCAGAAGCCCCUUGAAAGGAUAUGAUUGCAUUCAAGGCCAAAAGUACUAACGACUUUACCCAAGACGUAUUUUACACAAUGAGAUAUUAAGAGUCCCAGAUACUCCCUCAUUAAUAAGUCAUGAACGCGCCUUCCUCUCUUUCCGCUAACUUAAGGUCAGAAGUGGCCCAGUCCACUUCCAUGCAUAGACCAAGCAGAGCAGAGCAUUUCUUCCCAGUUCCUGAGUUGACAUCCACAGAUGUAGUCAACUUUACUGGUCUCUUCUGGAUCCCUUGACUGUCUAUAUUUUUUCAUCUUGAUAAUAUGGACUGGGCUCACCUCUGUACCACCGUAUUUACUGGACCAUGUGUGAAGCGUACAUGCAUUCGUAGAUUCCCAAUGUUCUCGUAGCUGUGGAGCAGUGGGUGAUGUGCAUAAUCCAACGUGUUUGUGUUCCUCCUUCCAUACAUUCAGCCAUAUGAAGAUAAUCCCUAGGAUACUUCCUGUCUUUGGUCUACAUUCACCAAUGCUCAGACUGGAGUGGAAAAAACCCCCUGCCGUUUGGAUGCUGAAAUGUAUAGUGUGAUAGGUAUGAAAUUUGAAGUUAACCUGCCCUUUUUUUUCUCCUUUUUGUUCAUGUUGUUACGGACAACAAAUUCCAGACCAUUUCAAAUGGAUUUCUUAAUUUUUUUUUUAAUUUACUUACGAGAUUGCACUUUUAUUAAGAAAAUAUUUAGUAAGUGUAAUAUAUAUAUGUGUUCAGCUGUUUUUAAUGUUAUUUUUUUUCAUUUGUGCUUUAAUAAUGCAUUUAAGCAUUUUUUUUUAAAAUGGGAGAACAAUUCUUUUGUAAAAAAAAAAAACAACUCCAAGCAACCGUGUUUGUUUCAGUUGUAUAGAAUGAAUGCAGCUCCCUGCUAUUCACUUGAGUCUUCCUUCUUUCUCUCUCUGUCUCUCUCUGUCUCUCUCUCCCCUCCAUGUUCAUAAUAGUUGUUUUGCUUUGUGAUUUGAGAUGGGGAAUAGAAAAAGUUUUUUAAAAAAAUUGCAGGCUAUGUGUAAGCAUGUUGUUUCCUGUGGGAGCUCACUGGCUCCGUGUGUCUGUUUUUAAUGACUGUCCUAUGUAAAUGCAUAAAAAAAAAUAUGACACUGAACAUGGAGUUAAUUUACCGCAGUGACUUGAUGCUCUAAAAGAAGAGAAAAAUCAUAAUUACAGAUAAUUAAACUAUGUAGAAUUUAAUACUAGCUGGAUUUUACCCCUGGAUUUUGUGCUUGUGAACACGAGUGAAGGAGCUGUAAGUGCUAAGAUGAUCAUGUGUGUAGACAAACAAACAAAAAACAAACCCCCAACCCUAAUAUUUGACCAUUUUCUGGCUGGGGAAAAUAAUGGCAUAAAACAAGUCGUAUGUUCUUUCUUUCUUAAAAAUUCUGUGUUACAUUACCAUGGGAACUCCUUAAUAAAGAUGACAUGUUGUUGUUUCAGUUGCUGAG
This is a messenger RNA of Ahaetulla prasina, 6411 nucleotides long. It is a transcript of the gene DPYSL2, whose product is annotated as dihydropyrimidinase like 2. Gene Ontology annotation, cellular component: cytoplasm; cytosol. NCBI's taxonomy places the organism in Eukaryota, Metazoa, Chordata, Lepidosauria, Squamata, Colubridae. The coding region runs from base 1 to 1512 and encodes 503 amino acids. The transcript is spliced from 12 exons. Gene Ontology annotation, molecular function: hydrolase activity, acting on carbon-nitrogen (but not peptide) bonds, in cyclic amides. The record is from RefSeq and is a predicted model, not a curated record.